Adineta steineri is the source of this 1443-nucleotide messenger RNA. NCBI's taxonomy places the organism in Eukaryota, Metazoa, Rotifera, Eurotatoria, Adinetida, Adinetidae. The record is from the annotation of a GenBank genome assembly.
AUGGCUAGACGACACAUCGAUCCACCACAAGAUAGACGACAAAACAUUCGUGAAACAAAUCCUAACGAAAACACUGGAAUAAAUCAUAAUUUAUCCGUUGAUGAUGCAAUUCAUGACGACGUUACAUCCUUGAACAGUAUUGUUAAUAGUUGUUCUCAACCUCCUUCGAUGAAAGACAUGGAAAAAAUACAGGAUCAAAAUUGUAAAUUUAUGAUCGCCCCAAUCAAUGAUUCAAAUAAUUACCAUGAUAUAUGGAAUAUAGGUCAUAUUCGUAUGCCGUGUUCACCUCAGUAUAUGACUAACAAUGGACAGCCUAUGUGGCAACGUAUUUGUCUUGCAUUAAACCAACUCAAACAAAAAUGUGAAAAUAAAAAAGCAAAUUUUAGAGAUUUAAAAACGCCACCAUUGUUACGCCAGAAAUCAAAUUACUCACUUACAAUGUCGCAACAACAAGCUGCUUCAUUAUUAGCUUGUUCAUUUUUCUGUUUAUUUCCAACUGUUUAUGAUGAAGAAAAGCAACAUGAGAACUUUCAAGAACCAAACUUUCAUAGAUUAUAUCAAAAAGGCCCCCCAGAAAACAUUGAAAAACUCAAAUGUAUUUUAAACUACUUUCGACGUAUUACAGAAACAAUGCCUAGUGGUGUCAUUACUAUUCAACGAUAUGAAUUACCUAAAGAGUCCUAUCCAAAUUGGUCCAAUUCAAAAACAGGUCUCUCUCAAUUGUGUUUGACAAAAGAAAAAAAAAUUGAAGAUAUCAAGAAUGUAUUACAAGUUGAUUUUGCUAAUAAAUAUAUUGGUGGUGGUGUUUUAGGAUCAGGUUGUGUACAAGAAGAGAUUCGUUUUAGUAUUAGUCCUGAGAUGCUUGUUAGUCUACUUGUUUGUGAAGUAAUGAAAGAUAACGAAUGUAUAUUCUUGAUUGGUUGUGAACGAUAUUCAUCAUACACAGGUUAUGCAAAUUCAUUUCAAUUCGCUGGCGAUUAUAGAGAUACUACACCAAAAGAUAACUGGGGCCGAAAAUGGUGUCAUUUAGUAGCUAUGGAUGCAAUUUAUUUUCGUGAUCCAUCAACACAAUAUGAAAAGGAAAAUGUUGAUCGUGAAUUAAUCAAAGCUUACGCUAGCUUUCGUCCAUUGGAAAAAGAGCCCGGUUUUGAAUUUGGUAUUGCCACUGGAAACUGGGGUUGUGGUGUAUUUAAUGGUGAUAAAGAACUGAAAGCAAUUAUUCAAUUAAUGGCUGCAUCCGAAGCUAGACGUCCACUAAUUUAUGCUGCUUUUCAUGAUGAAAAUUUAUUUUACUCAUUCAUUAAAGUUUAUGAAUAUUUGAAAGUUGAAAAAGCAACAGUUGGAAUUUUAUAUAAAUAUCUUGUGAGUUAUCCCUCUCGUCUGGAUAAACAUAAAACAUUAUUUAAUUAUAUUCUUGAAACACCUCCAUCAUCCAUUAAAUAA